Molecule: messenger RNA, 273 nt
Organism: Nezara viridula (southern green stink bug)
Lineage: Eukaryota; Metazoa; Arthropoda; Insecta; Hemiptera; Pentatomidae
Source: the annotation of a GenBank genome assembly
AUGAUGCUUAACAGUCUGGUCGCCCACAUGAAAUUGAAACAUGCGAUGGCGAACGAUACCCUUCCAGACGACCUCGACUUGGACUAUCCGAGCCUGGAGGUGGUCGAGCGACCGAUCCAGUACGCCCUUGUUACGAUAUUCUCGUUGACGGCGGCGCUGUCCCUCACGGGGAACAUCACCGUCAUAUUGGUCCUCUCCUUGGGCCACAGGUACUCCACUCCUUCACUCAACUGCUUCAUUCAAAACUUUCCUUCAUUAAUUCAAGCCCAUUGA